Messenger RNA from Hyaloscypha bicolor E, 1677 nucleotides. RefSeq names its product COP9 signalosome-like protein complex subunit 12. Gene Ontology annotation, cellular component: transcription export complex 2. The record is from RefSeq and is a predicted model, not a curated record. Lineage: Eukaryota; Fungi; Ascomycota; Leotiomycetes; Helotiales; Hyaloscyphaceae. Gene Ontology annotation, biological process: poly(A)+ mRNA export from nucleus; transcription elongation by RNA polymerase II; post-transcriptional tethering of RNA polymerase II gene DNA at nuclear periphery. Gene Ontology annotation, molecular function: double-stranded DNA binding; RNA binding. The coding region runs from base 1 to 1677 and encodes 558 amino acids. The transcript is spliced from 3 exons.
AUGCCGAUCGUCGACGAAUUCCUCUCCUCCAUCUCCAACUUCCUUAGGACGAAGAAUUCUUUACAACUGCAGCUCUUCCUACGAGUCGAACCUCCUCUGCCUGACCAAUACUUACAGCUGAGCCAAGAGUUGAAGUCAUCAUAUCGUGAUGGCAACAAGCUCGAAUUGCACAUAGGGAAGUUGGUCCCCGAGGCCGAUGAUGGGGAUGCUGAAGUAGGAGGGGCAUGGCCGGGUUUCCUUGCCUUCUUGAAAGAGUAUUUGGAAUUCUGGAGAGAUGUCAAUUUUGGAGAUCUUCUGGAGACACAUACGCAAUUGAGCAAUUUAGCGAACGCAUGCAUAACUGCAUUGUCCAAUGCGACCUAUGGCAUCAUUGUACUGCCAGCAACGAUCCAACUAUGUUCGACUCUUGCAAGACUUGCUAUGAUGCUUGACAAGAGACCGGAUUUGACACGAAAGAUGGUGAAAAUUGCCGACGUUGAUCAGGAAUCAAGGAAGACAUUGGUCGAAGGGACAGCAGAGUCUAUACAGAGGGCAUUUACAAUGUGUUUGACGGAGAGGACAGCCAAUAGGAAUGGUAUAGGCCGAGAUGGGAAGCCAGAGGGAAAGAAAGUUGGCAUAUAUUCUUUCGCCAAUAUGGUGCUGAGACUCCUCUUUCAGUGCAAGAAGACACGACUAGCGAAUCAGAUGUUCACCAAUAUAUCUCAAAAUUCGCCUCCCCUUGGCUUGUAUCCUGCAAGCCAGCGUGUAACAUAUCUUUUCUAUCUCGGACGUUACCAUUUCGCAAACAGCCACUUUUACUAUGCAGCACAAUCCUUGCAAUCAGCAUACGACCAAUGUCACGCCAAGUGCCUGAAGCAACGUCGGAGUAUUCUAAUUGUUCUGAUUGCAUCAAACAUGAUCCUCGGCAGAUUCCCGUCUCGAGCCUUCCUGUCAAGACCAGAAGCCGCUGACGUGCUCGACAAAUUCAUACCAAUAUCAAACGCUAUUCAGAAAGGCAACAUGAUUGCGUUCAAGCAAGCAGUGGGACCAGAGUCUGGCAACGAAGAGUGGCUUUUCCAGCACGGAGUCCUCCUGCCUUUGAGAUCUCGCUGCGAGGUAUUGGUCUGGCGAACUUUCGCGCGUCGAAUCUUUCUUCUGACGUAUCAAUUUCCAUCGGAUCCGAACUCCAGGAGAGCACCAACAUUGGAUCUCGAAGACCUGGUUGCAGCAGCCCAGUAUUGCCAGAAGCUCCUUGAGGGCUGGGUGAAGCCUGUCGAUUCUAUGACGGCAAUGCAAGCUGGCCGGAUGCAUCCGAACUCAAUGUUCAUGAAGACACCCGACCUGGUUCCGCCGCCCGAGGGACCGAAAAACCUCGGAGCACAAGACGGAAUGAUUUUUGGAAACACAAUGCCCGAUCUCAUGGAAAUGGAGGCAAUUGUGGCAAGUCUCGUACAGCAAGAUUUAUUGCAUGGAUUCAUCAGUCACAAUCAAGGAAAAUUUGCUAUUCUAGGAGCAAAACAGAGAGGCGGACCCCUGAAUGCGGGAUUUCCACCUGUCUGGGAGACAUUAAAGGUCAGAGCUGAAAGAGAAGUAAACAGCGGUGAAAUACCCGGGUGGGUCCAGACAGAGAGGACGGGAAUGAUGGGUGGAGUUGUGAAUCUUACCGGCAUCGCCCGACCUGUUGGGAGUGGAGAAUGA